AUGCCCGCCAGCCUCGAUAACCAGCGGCUAGAUGCCGUCUUUCAGUCGCGGCCAGACAUCCUGCAAGGCAUUCAGAAAGCAGCUGACACUCCUGCUCGAGUCGCAUUGUUUAACAGCAUUGCAAACUUCGUCCAUGAACAGAUCAACGGGCCGGAGCCUGCAUCAAAACGUAGACGGGUAGACGAGGGUCCUGCAAACGGAUUCAAGGCAACGAACACAAAUGGUGCGGCCGGAAAGACUGCGCCCAUUAACUCGGGCACGGGUAAUGCGGCUGACGAGGAGGUUCUGCUCGAGAUCAAGGAGAUUUCGGUCUCGGUACCACAGCGCAAGAAGUACGACCUCUGCUUCACGGCGAAUCACCUGUAUGCUCGCGCACCGAACACUACUGCCCCCGUAGAGGGCAUUGUUUACGCGUGGGAAGACAUCGAGUACGCUUUUUACCUCCCCGUACCCGAAAAGACCCAGGUGCAGCACAACUAUGUCCUGUUCCCGCGCGGAACCUGUCUCCCUACAAAAGCCUCCCUCGAGAAGGAAGCGCUCGUGUUCACAGUGCCAUCUACACCACCGAAGCAGGGCACAAUCGGCGGCCCGAGAGCGAACGCCGCGGCAGCAGUCUCCGAUACCUACCGUGCCCUAUUCGAUUGGGCGCUGACGACACAUCUCAGCUCCGCAGGCAACAGGGCCGAAAUCGUCGCGGCAGACCCCAACAAGUUCCAUAGUCUUGUCCGGCAGCCGCACAGGCCCAAUGAGAAGGCGGUGCACGUCAAGGCCUUUCGCGGGUCCAAGGAUGGGUACCUUUUCUUCCUGCCAAACGGCAUUUUCUAUGGCUUCAAGAAGCCCCUUGUCUUCUUGCCCAUUGACCGUAUUGUGGCCGUUAGCUACACAAGCGUGUUGCAGCGCACGUUCAACAUUGUCGUCGAGGUUUUUACCGAGGGCGACGCGACGGAGGAGAUUGAGUUUGGCAUGCUAGAUCAAGAGGAUUAUGGUGGCAUCGACGAGUCCUACGUCAAGCGUCAUGGAUUACAAGACCGCAGCAUGGCAGAGCAGAGGAAGGCCAAGAUGGAGCUGACGGAGAACUUGAAGGCGAAGAAGGCCGCCGAUGCCGAGGCUGAUGCGAACGAACUGUACGAUUCGUUGGCCAAUUUUGACGGCCGUAGAUAA
This is a messenger RNA of Colletotrichum spaethianum, 1161 nucleotides long. RefSeq names its product histone chaperone RTT106. The record is from RefSeq and is a predicted model, not a curated record. The transcript has 4 exons. Gene Ontology annotation, molecular function: histone binding; nucleosome binding. Bases 1 to 1161 code for a protein of 386 amino acids. Lineage: Eukaryota; Fungi; Ascomycota; Sordariomycetes; Glomerellales; Glomerellaceae.